Cyprinodon tularosa is the source of this 4260-nucleotide messenger RNA. It is a transcript of the gene mcamb, whose product is annotated as melanoma cell adhesion molecule b. Bases 113 to 2074 code for a protein of 653 amino acids. Lineage: Eukaryota; Metazoa; Chordata; Actinopteri; Cyprinodontiformes; Cyprinodontidae. The transcript is spliced from 17 exons. The record is from RefSeq and is a predicted model, not a curated record.
CCUCAUGCUGCUCCUGUCUCUUGCUGUGUGGGUCGAAGCAUUUCAACAAGAGAGGAGCAGACGUCUUCUAAGCAAAGCCCUGCACAGACAUAACUGCCUCUGAUUCAACACCAUGGCCGUACGGGAUGUUCCCUCUCUGCUGCUGUUGGGACUCCUGGCUCUCCUUCACACCUGGGGAGCUAGCGCUAAAGUGGAAGUAAACAUGGUGGAGAACGUGGAAGUCUAUUUGGGAGAAACAGCUGAAAUCAACUGCUCAUUUACAUCGGACGACGGCAUCAGUGGCAGUGGUGGCCUGUUGAUAAAAUGGUUCCAUGAAACAAGUUCAGGAAAAAGGCAAAAAAUCUACCACCAGGAGAGUCUUCAAAACAAUGAGGAAAAAAACACUCCAUUCACUGGCCGGAUCAAAGUGAAUAGUACGUCGCAGGAUGUGGUGAUGAUCAUCAGUAAUGUGCAGCUGAGCGAUGAAGGGGAGUUCAUCUGUGAGGUCCGGAGCGUUACUGAAGGGUCCAAGAAUGGAAGCACAAAGCUGAGAGUGUUUAAAAAACCAGAUCAACCUACGAUAGAAGGUGUAGAAAAUGGAAUAUCAAUAAAUGAUCCAAUUUCAAAGAUUGGCACAUGUGAGGUGAAAAAUGGAUACCCAAAACCGAAUGUCACCUGGUACAGAGAAAACACGCCACUACGUAAUAUUCCAGAUGGUGUGCAAAUAGCACAAGAGGUCACAUCCGAAUCAAGUGGUUUAUUUUCAAUAAAAAGUUACUUGUCUAUUAAAGUAAAGAAGGAGGACAAAGAUGCACAUUUCUACUGUGAGGUCCAAUACAACAUUCCUGGAGCCGAGAAGAUGUAUGAAAGUCAACGUAUUCAGCCCACUGUUUACUAUCCUUCUACUGCAGCAACUAUUUCUGUUAAAUCCCCAAACGGUCAUAUUAAGGAGGGGGACACCGUGGAGCUCCAUUGCAUCACUGAUGGGAAUAGUGAAUCCGAAGAGAUCCAGAUUAUACAUAAGGGUGAGAAGUUGACAGACGACGCUACAGCGGUGCUGGAGAGAGUUACUCGCCUGCAAAGCGGUGUUUACGAAUGCAAAACAAUGAAUAUGGAUACGUUUGAAGAAAUCUCAGCAAACAUUGAUCUGAGGGUCAACUAUUUGGAUGAGGCUGUCAUUGAGCCUAAAGGCCCUUUAGAGGUGGUGCAGAAAAAUAAGCUUAUUGCUUCCUGCAAUGCUUUGUCUUCUCUCCACACUGAGACAACAUGGCUUAAGGAUGGAAAGGAGGUUUCAAGGGGUCACCUUCUAAAUCUGGAUAAUGUGACAUAUGAGGAUGCAGGGACGUAUGUUUGUGUGGUGACAGUGCCAAGUGUUGAAGGAAUGCAAACCAACUCCUCACUACAAGUAGACGUUCAGGGCCCUCCACAAAACAACAUUCCUACAGAAAAUGAUAUUAACUACAAAGAUGAAGAUGUUGAACUUAGCUGCUAUGCCAGAGGUUCCCCUUCUCCCAAUAUAACCUGGACUACCUCUGAUGACAAGGUUUUAGGCUCUGCAACGUACACAGAGACCGAUGACGGCGCUAAGAGUGUAGUCAAAGUCAAAGCUUCGGACAUGACCAUCUUCUGCAAAUCGCAAAACGGCUAUGGCACACACUCAGUCGAGUACAACAUCAAAGCCGUAAUCAAUAAACACACCACCACACCAGCCACCACUACAGCAGACUAUACAACCACUACAGCAGACAAUACAACCAUCAAUGUAACCACCAAUACAAGCACAACCACCAACGCAGCCAUUUCCAAAUCCACAGUCAAACCAGAAACAGCCAAACCACCAGAGAAGGUCAAAAAAGGAAACAAUGGCGUUAUCAUUGCUGUGAUCAUUAUCUGUAUCCUGCUUCUGGCCAUAUUGGGGAGCGUCCUUUACUUCCUCUACAAAAAGGGCAAGAUUUGCAAUCGGUCUGGAAAACAAGACUUCACUAAAGAGAAGUCUGCCAAAGAUAAGAUUGUGGUGGAGAUGAAGAGCGACAAGUCAGAGGAGGCAAUUCUGCUUGGGGUCAAUGGAGAAAAACAGCUACCCAGUGACCAGUGAUGAGCACUGCAUGGUGAGAAGUGAGGAGGUGAACCUCGACCUCCUGAAAGCUGCUCCUGGUGCAUCCCUCUCAGGCUCAGACCCCGAGAUGCCUUCAAGCUUCCACCAAAGCUCCUUCAUUCAGAGUUACAUCAUGGAGUUAAUCAGCUGACCAUUACACUGUUCAACUUAAAAAGAUGUUUUCAUUUCUUGCUGUAGGUUAUGACCCAUAAGUUCAAUUCAAGCACAAUUGGAGAGCUCCGUUAUGUAACUCUGUCAUUCACCCACCAUCCUUUGACUCUCCGUCUCAUUAGUGAAAGCCUUCAUACUGCUGAUUGUCUAUUGAACAUGAAUUAGAGCUCAAAUGACAGGGUCUGUUUUGAACACAGAAGAGGAUAAAUGUAUUGCCUCCAUUGAUAAAGAUGUGUAAAAAUCCUGAAAUAAAUUCUUUAAUUAUGGAUCAUAUAUUCUGAAAAAGAGAGAAAAAAAUUAACAAAGAUAUAAAUAUAUAUAUAUCUAAAUAAAAUUCAGGUGUUUGAGAGAACAUCUGUUAUCUGUUAGGCUUAAUUAAAAACUUACCUAAACAAUAUUUUUCCUUUAAAUAACCUUUUUUUUUUUUUUUAAGAACUGUUCAACUAUCUUUGACAGUUCUUUCCUAAAUUAGUAUGAGGGAGACCUGACAAAAUUUUUUUUUUCUAGUGUGUUUAAUUCUGUGUUUGUCGUACAUAAUCAGACAGCUUAGGAUGAGCAAAAAAAACAAAAGAAAAGCAGCUCUUGGGCAUUGAUGCGUUCAGUGGAAGAUCUGAUUUAACCGCAGAAUUGAAUCAAAAAUCCGGUGGCGCCUCAGAGAAAGCUAAAAAUGGUCCAUCACUGAGCUUUUAACUGAAUUAUUAUUCCAAAAGGAUUCCCAUGGCCAAAAUAACACAGAAAAAAAUAGAAGUAAAAUCAACCUUAGCCUUCAGUAGGUCAGGUCAAUCCAAAUAAUAUCCAGUUAAAGUUCGGAUAAUCCAGGAUUCCCAGUGAAAGACACGUAUUUUGAACCUUUACACAUCUUUACCACGGAUGCCAAUAGAUGUGGAAAGCGCUUAGUGACGUAGAAAUCCACUGAAGAGCAUCCUGAUGCAGCUCAGUUGGUGUACAUACUAUAGUCUAUGUAUAUAUUUCUUUAUUUAAAUAACACACAAAAAAUAAAUAAAAAUAAAUGACCAGAUAGUGUUUCUAUGAUUUGGUGCUUCUUAGAGAUAAAGUGGAGCUUAGGUAGGAAAAUAGUUUUAUUUGUUUCCUGUAAUGUUUCAGUCUUCACACUGAAAGUUAAGAGAUGCCUCACCUCUUCAGCUAUACAUUUUUAUGCUUUAAAUACAAACCUGCAGGUCAUUUUAAAUACAUAUCACUCAUGUUUUCGACUCCCAGUGUUCUGUAAAUGAAGGACAUUCUUUUGUGAGGCUGAAUAAGAAGUUGAACUAUUGGUGAAUUAUUUUCUGUGUAUUUUUACAUCUGAUCAUAUUUGUUUGUUUGUUUGAUCAAAAGCAUUGCCAACAGUCAGAUCAUGGAGUUGCAUUUUGCCUUAAAUAAUACAGAUGCCUUGCAGAAAAAUUACAUUUUGUACUGCUGGUUUUUAUUUUUUCUAUUUAAUUUCCAUGCACUGAUUUUUCCCCCAAUCUUUGUGUGUGUAUUCAAGCUGUAUUUGCUCUCUAAUAUAACAUUUUUAUGGGAUGUAUCUUAAUGAAUUUAAUUUCUAUAGCUGUCAUCUUGUUAACAGAAAGAAAGACAGAGAUAGACCGGAAUCACUGCAUGAAGUUGUUCUUUUCACUGCAUAUUUUUCUCUUGAUUGAAUUAAUUUCUUUGACUAUUGAAACUUGAGCUAACAUAACCCAAAGAGACACAGAGUCCCCUUCAGAUCCAAUGCCUUAAACCACCAUAUACUCCCCUUUUUAAGUGUUUUGUGUUCCUGCUGGUUCCCAUAAUAUCUGCGCUACUGAGGAGACGGGAAUGACUGUGACUGAGCAACUCCAGCUUAAAGACAAUCAUGUCAUCAUCUUCCUUCAUACAUUUUAACAGCUCUGUUAAAUUGCAUUGGGUGUCUGAAAUGCAUUUUAAGGUCUCUGAGUUAUGAAGCACACUGUUAUUACCAAAAAUGUAUUGUUUUAAGUUCUUAAAAUCAAACCAAAUAAAGUUAAAUGAUAAUAAAUUAAGAGUUGAAACACUGA